Drosophila mojavensis is the source of this 2679-nucleotide messenger RNA. RefSeq names its product RNA polymerase-associated protein Rtf1 (gene Rtf1). The transcript has 5 exons. NCBI's taxonomy places the organism in Eukaryota, Metazoa, Arthropoda, Insecta, Diptera, Drosophilidae. The coding region runs from base 122 to 2455 and encodes 777 amino acids. Gene Ontology annotation, molecular function: RNA polymerase II C-terminal domain phosphoserine binding; DNA binding. The record is from RefSeq and is a predicted model, not a curated record. Gene Ontology annotation, cellular component: Cdc73/Paf1 complex.
UUUUAUAAAUUAUCGAUAAAUACCCGCUCUAUGUUAUGCAGUGUUGUACAGCAAUUCAUUCAUUUAGGGUCUAGGAAUUGGAGUUAACUUUGUUGUUUGGCACAAAUUUUACUUAAUUACAAUGGGAAAACGUCGCACUCAGUCUCUAAUCGACUCAAACUCGAGCGAUAGCGAUAGCGACGCGGAUACCAACUUAGAAUCGGACUUGUUGUCACUAGCCAGAAAGAGAAAGAAGCCAAGCAAUGCCACAAAAGCCUCAAACUCAAAAUCCGAUUCAGAUUCGGACUGGGCAAACAAUAAAUCGAGCGCCCCAGCCUCGAAGAAGAAGCGCUCAAAGAAGACCAGCCGAGACUCGAGCUCGUCCGAGGAGAAUUGGGACGAGGACAGUCACGAUGAGGCCCCAGCGCCAGCAGAGAAACGUAUCGAACCCGAACAAAAAAAAACCGACGUUCAAAGUGAGCACGAAGAGGGGGAGGUCUCUGACAGCGACUCAGAGAAUGACAAAUCCAAAUCGAAAUCAACGUCAUCGUCGGGCUCUGCCAGUGGCUCCGACUCAUCUAGUUCAUCGUCGUCGAGCUCCGAUUCUGAGUUUGAUGACGGCUACGACGAUGAUUUGAUGGGUGAUGAGGAGGACCGCAAGCGCCUCAAUGGCUUGUCUGAAAAAGAGCGUGAAACAGAGAUCUUCAAGCGCAUCGAGCAGCGCGAUCUUAUGCGCACCCGGUGGGAGAUCGAGAGGAAGUUGAAGCUCGCCCGUCGGAGCGAGAACGAGAAAUCAAAAACAAAAGGGGAUCGUGCCAAAAAGAAGUCCAAGAAGGACAAGCGCAACAAGAAGGCAAAGGACUUGGCGCCACCGGUGCCCGCAUCAACUGCCGCAGACCUGGAUGCCAGCAAAAUUAGUGCAUUAGAGGCGCGUGCUUCGGCCAAAAGUCCCUCACCUAUGCCCUCGAUUCGCGAGGGCCCCUCGACAUCGGGAUCUGUGUCGGGGGCCACCAGCAGCAGUGCCGAGAAGAGUUCCGAAGAGCAAAAUGCCAACAAUGUAGCUGACUAUUUCGAUCACAAAGAGCGGUCCAAGGAGCGUAAGAAGAACGUGGAGGCGAACAAAACUGACGACAAGCGCAGCAAUGCGAUGGCCAUGCUCAAAGCCAAGCGAGAGGGAAAAGCUAAGAGAGAGGAGGAGGAAGCGAAGCGACUGGCCGAACGUGACAGAGAUGAUGACAAAGAGGAACUGGAGAGUGUGUCUGGCUGCAAAUCGGCAGUCAAACUGAAAGCGUCUGAGAUCUAUUCCGAUGACUCAGGCAGCAGCGACUGGGAUGACGAAGAGAAGCCGGCGGGCAAGCGCUCUCGUUCAAACAGCAGCAAAGCGUCCAGCGACUCUGAAGACGACGAAAAGGCCGCAAAGAGUCCCGUGUUCAUAACGACCCGAGAGGAUCUGAACAAGCUGCGAUUGUCUCGCUUCAAAAUGGAGCGCUUCGUCAAUCUGCCCAUAUUUGAGUGCACCGUGGUCAACUGCUUUGUGCGCAUCAGCAUCGGCAACAAUGGCCAGAAGCCCGUCUAUCGAGUAGCGGAGAUCGUUGGCGUCGUGGAGACGGGCAAAAUAUACACGCUUGGAACGACGCGCACCAAUCGGGGACUGCGUCUCAAGCACGGCACUCAGGAGCGCGUUUUCCGUUUGGAGUUUAUAUCCAAUCAGGAGUUCACUGAAACCGAGUUUAACAAAUGGUACGAGGUCUGCCAGCAGCAGCAUGUGCCCAUGCCGACGAUGGAUUUGAUCGAGAUUAAGCAAAACGAUAUUAAGAAGGCGCUUAACUACGAGUUCAAGGACGAGGAUGUGGACAAGAUCGUCGAGGAGAAGAAUCGCUUCCGUAAUCGACCCACCAACUAUGCCAUGAAGAAGACCUGCCUCAUGAAGGAGCGCGACGCAGCUAUGCUGCGCGGCGACUACGACAUUGCCAACGAGCUGGGCCAGCAGAUCGAUCAGCUGGAGAGCCGCGCCUCCGAGCUGGACAAACGUCGCUCGCACAGUCUCAAUUUGAUUUCGUACAUCAACGAUCGCAAUCGCAAGCGGAAUGUGCAGGAUGCCGAGAAGGCCAUCAUGGAGGAGGCGCGUGCCAACAAGGGCAUGAAGAUAUCAGAUCCAUUCACGCGGCGCAUUACUCAGCCGCGCAUGGGCUUCAAGGGUGCCAAAAAGGAUGAGGACGAGGUGCUGCCCGCCCCGCUGCCACCACCGCCGCCUGGCAAAAAGAAACCGAAUGAAACGAGCACAUCCAAUGCGAAGCCAGGCGAUGGCAAGGACUACAGUUUAUACUCGCUACACGACUUUGACAUAGACCUAGAUGUACCGCUGCCAGUGAAUAGCACGAAUGCUCUGCCCAAGCCGGCGAGCAAGCCAACCGAGACGGUGUCCAAGCGUUCACUGAACCUGGAAGAUUACAAAAAGAAGCGCGGCCUCAUCUAGCUGCACCGUUCAAUUAAUGACGUUCUUUACUUAGGUUAGUGCUGUUACGACUAAUUAAACGUAAUCGAUUAUUGUGACGAUUGAUUGAGGAGGAAAGUUUUGUUAACGCUCUACUCCCCCCCCGGCAGUGCGCAACUGAAUCACCUAUAGGCAUAGUUUACGAAUUGUAUUGUAUGUUUACGAAUAUAUGUAUAUCGCUAUGUACUGAUAUAUAGAGAGCAUCA